Molecule: messenger RNA, 375 nt
Organism: Dovyalis caffra
Lineage: Eukaryota; Viridiplantae; Streptophyta; Magnoliopsida; Malpighiales; Salicaceae
Source: the annotation of a GenBank genome assembly
AUGGCGGAGCCAUCUGAGAGUCCGAUUGAGUCAUUCAUCGAAAAGAUUAGCGAGAAGAUUCAUCAUCGUAAAUCUUCAUCGUCGGAUUCGGAGUCCGAUUCAGAGAAGAAAUCGUAUCCAUCCGAGUUGGUGAAGGCCAAGAUUUGGCGAUUGUUUGGUAGAGAAAAGCCUGUUCAUCAUCCUCUCAGUGGUGGAAAGAAGACGGUCACUUGGAACCUGCUGGUGGUGUUUGAUGGUCGGUCCUAUGAUGGAAACAGAAAUAGAGGUUUCUCCCUAAAGAAGAUGAAGAAGAAGAAGAAGAAGAAGGGAGAGAAUAUUGCGAGUCUAGAUCUAGAGACUCUUUCCUUGGAAGGAGAAGAAGAAGAAAGAGGGUAA